Molecule: messenger RNA, 1697 nt
Organism: Thalassophryne amazonica
Lineage: Eukaryota; Metazoa; Chordata; Actinopteri; Batrachoidiformes; Batrachoididae
Gene: itm2bb
Product: integral membrane protein 2Bb
Biological process (GO): negative regulation of amyloid precursor protein biosynthetic process
Cellular component (GO): extracellular exosome; plasma membrane; Golgi apparatus
Molecular function (GO): amyloid-beta binding
Source: RefSeq, a predicted model, not a curated record
GUUUGUAUGACUGUGGUUAACUUGACGUGUGACGCUGUUGCUUCUCCAUAGCAUCCCGAAGUCAAAGCAGAAGAGAAACUAUAUAUAACUUCUGAUCAAAAGGUUUCUGUUUGUGGUUUUAAAGCUUUUUGCAGUGAGGAGUUGUUUCGGCGUUUAUUUCAGGAUGGUGAAAGUAUCUUUCAACUCUGUACUGGCCCAGAAAGAUGUGAAAAAGGACGCGGAAAACCUUAUUGCUGAGGACGACAAACAAGAUGUGGAGGCAGUUGUGCCGGUGCAGCACAGGUCCAGGGCCUGGUGCUUGUGUAUGGUCCUGGGUCUGGCACUCAUGCUGUCCGGGGUGAUGAUUGGAGGAGCCUACCUUUUCCGCUACUACGCCAUGGAGGUGAGCAGGCAGUUUCAUCAAGGGUGGGACAGUACCUCCGAGAACAUAGAGAAGGACCAAGUGUAUUUCUGCGGCGUGAACUACCGUGAGGAGGACUACAUGAUUCCUGAAGAGGACGAGGUGGCAGUGGAGCUGCCAAACAAGUUCCGUCUGCGGCAGCUGGAUGAGAACAUCAGGGUUCUGGAGAAAGAGCAGGUGGAGCUCAUCAGCGUCCCUGUGCCUGACUUUGAUACUGGUGACCCAGCAGACAUCGUCCAUGACUUCCAGCGGAUGUUGACUGCCUACCUGGAUCUGAAUCUGGACAAGUGCUACAUCAUCACGCUCAACACCUCCAUCAUCAUGCCCCCCAAGACUUUGGAGCUACUGAUCAACAUCAAGGCUGGGACCUACCUCCCACAGUCUUACCUGGUCCACGAGGAGAUGAUUGUGACUGAGCGUCUGAUGCGUGACCAGCUCGGUUACUUCAUCAACAACCUCUGCCGUGGCAAAGAGACUUACAAGCUGCAGCGCAGAGACAGGAUUCUGGGUUUUCAAAAGCGUGAGGCUCUAAACUGCCACAAGAUCCGCCACUUUGGGAGCCAGGUGGUGGUGGAGACCAUCAUCUGUGAGCCUUAAGAUGCCGCGUCUCCUCACAGACGCUCUUAAAGUCACUGGGGUGCAGUGAGAUUGUUUUUGUUUUGUUUUUUGUUUGUUUGUUUGUUUUAAUCCUGACUUUUUCCUGUUCUUUACUUCAGGUAGUUUUAGUGAAAUGUGAAGCUGAAUGGAAAAGAAUUGUUUAUUGUUUAAAGAAAAAGAAUUGGGGACGGGUGGGGGGAUUGAAUCACUUUUUUCCACUUUAUGUAUGGGGACGUUUUGGGGUUUGUUUGUUUUGUUUUUUUUACUUGCUAAAAACCAGCCUCCUCAAUAUAUAAAAUACAAAUAUUAUAAUCAUACUAAUGUUGAGUGUUUGGCUAGAUUAGUUUAGUUUUCAGGUGCAUAAAAUUCCAGCAGCCGUGUGAACUCUGACUUGUGUGCCGCUCAGCCUACUGUUCAUCUGGGGAAACUUGGGUUUUCUAGCUCAUCUGCUGUAACUAUUAAUACACUGCAUCUGUUGUUCCUCAACUGGAAACAAAAUAAUAGUGUGGGUUCUGGUUUCUCCUAUUGUAGCUUAUAAAUAAGUAUAAAUCAUCCAAAGCCCAUGAAAGCCUUAAAUGUCAAAUGUUUUGUGUGAAAUUUAUUACUUCAUAUUUGGGGGUAAUUCUGCUUGCUGUACUCAUUUGUGUAUAUAAUCUCUAUAAAGAUAUGAACAGACCAAGACAAUAAAAACAAGAAAAAA